AGACGAAGAAGGUCAACGUGGAAUCGUUUCCGGGUUAGCUAAGGGUCACAUACGGGGGGAAAAGACUUAAAAAUGUUACUUCGUAGGGUGUUGCACAUCGGAGGGUUGACAGUGAAACACUGCAGGUCCAUUCACCACAGUCCUGUAUGGAAGAGUCCUCUUAUACCUAUAGUGGUGGAGCAGACGGGGAGAGGAGAACGAGCGUACGACAUCUAUUCUCGCCUGCUGAGGGAGAGAAUCAUCUGCGUCAUGGGUCCUAUCGAUGAUUCUGUGGCCAGUCUGGUCAUCGCCCAGCUGCUCUUCCUACAGUCGGAGAGCAACAACAAACCCAUCCACAUGUACAUCAACAGUCCUGGUGGUGUCGUGACAGCAGGUUUGGCCAUUUACGACACCAUGCAGUACAUCCUCAAUCCCAUCUCCACCUGGUGUGUCGGUCAGGCAGCCAGCAUGGGCAGCCUUCUCCUGGCAGCAGGGACGUCAGGGAUGAGGCACUCGCUGCCUAAUGCCCGCAUCAUGAUCCACCAGCCUUCAGGAGGAGCCAGAGGUCAGGCCACAGAUAUCGCAAUCCAGGCCGAGGAGAUCAUGAAACUGAAGAAACAGAUCAACAACCUCUACGCCAAACACACGGGGCAGCAGCUGGAGACCAUCGAGGGUGUGAUGGAGAGGGAUCGCUACCUGAGUCCCAUGGAGGCGCAAGACUUUGGACUCAUAGACCGGGUCCUGGUCCACCCGCCUCAGGCCGGCCAGGAUGAACCCGAGCUGGUACAGAAAGAGCCAACAACAACAGCAGCAGCAGCAGCUCCAACUCCAACCCCACAGUCUCCAGGACCUGAGGGGGCGCCGAUGGGCACGAGCCCAAUCUCCUCCCACAAACCUGAGCCAUGAAACCUCCACAGCAGAGCUGGUCCCAGUUCUGCGAGCAUCUCCUCAGGACCAACCUCCCUGCUGGUUUCCUCUCGUCUUAACAAGCUUUUCCUCUCCCCUACUCUAUCAACACUCACUAAGUUUCAACAAAACAACUUUAGCUGGGCGCUAGUUCAGCCAUGUUUGUACUGGAACCUGCACAGAGCACCAAGGGUCCAGUUGAACACACACACACACACACACACACACACGCAGAAGCAGACUCUCACUCACAUCGUCUGGAUAUUCAAUCAUUUACCGACUGUGUGGUCUACACAUGAGUAGACGCCAUGUUGGUCUCAUGCACAGUGAAUUCAUCACUGGCCAACAUUUUGUUUUAGAUCACGUGAUGUAACCUGCUGUCUAUGAAAUGCGUUACAUGUAGUUACUGUGACACAAAGUUGUUUAUUAAUCAACUCUGUGCAGAUUUUCUUUUUGGGAGGGGGGUGAUGAGCUUGUUUUGACAUCUUGUUGUGUUCCUCCUCUGUGUUGGAGAGGAGGGCAGACGGCCUGCUAUUGUCUGUAUUUGAAUAUACACAUUUGUAAUAAAAAAAAUAGUUUUGACCUUAA
This is a messenger RNA of Solea senegalensis (Senegalese sole), 1473 nucleotides long. RefSeq names its product caseinolytic mitochondrial matrix peptidase proteolytic subunit. Lineage: Eukaryota; Metazoa; Chordata; Actinopteri; Pleuronectiformes; Soleidae. Bases 73 to 885 code for a protein of 270 amino acids. The record is from RefSeq and is a predicted model, not a curated record. Gene Ontology annotation, molecular function: ATP-dependent peptidase activity; ATPase binding; serine-type endopeptidase activity. Gene Ontology annotation, biological process: protein quality control for misfolded or incompletely synthesized proteins. Gene Ontology annotation, cellular component: endopeptidase Clp complex. The transcript has 7 exons.